This is a messenger RNA of Lemur catta (Ring-tailed lemur), 552 nucleotides long. RefSeq names its product ADP-ribosylation factor-like protein 2-binding protein. Lineage: Eukaryota; Metazoa; Chordata; Mammalia; Primates; Lemuridae. The coding region runs from base 1 to 552 and encodes 183 amino acids. Gene Ontology annotation, cellular component: mitochondrial intermembrane space. The transcript has 2 exons. The record is from RefSeq and is a predicted model, not a curated record. Gene Ontology annotation, biological process: positive regulation of tyrosine phosphorylation of STAT protein; maintenance of protein location in nucleus.
AUGGAGUUCCAAACUGAAAUGCCUGCAGGGGGCAGUUCAGUAACUAAACGAGUGACACGCCAGAUGGAUAUUUGGACAGCAUGUGGGUGCCUUAAGGAAGAGAGCUUCAUGCUGUCCUUCUCUGCCUUGGUUGCAGAAUUUCUUGCUGUGCUUGGAUAUUUAGAGGACAUCAUCAUGGUUGACAAGUUCCAGUUAUUACAGAGAAAUUUCAUGGACAAGCACUACCAGGAAUUUGAAGACAUGGACAAGAACAAACUCACCUACACACCUAUUUUUAAUGAAAACAUUUCUUUAGCGGAAAAGUGUAUCAAGGAACAGCUGCUGGAGCAGAUUCCUGGAUUUAACACAGUGGCUUUCACAACAAUGUUACAGCACCGGAAGGACGAAGUGGCUGGUGACAUAUUCGACAUUCUGCUCACAUUUAUAGAUUUUUUGGCUUUUAAAGAAAUGUUUCUGGACUACAGAGCAGAAAAAGGCAGCCAAGGACUGGACUUAAGCAGUGGUUUAGUGGUGACUUCAUUGUGCAAAUCAACUUCUAUGCCAACUUCCUAG